Messenger RNA from Oncorhynchus keta (chum salmon), 1743 nucleotides. RefSeq names its product TLC domain-containing protein 4-B-like. The transcript has 7 exons. Gene Ontology annotation, cellular component: membrane; endoplasmic reticulum. Bases 220 to 1008 code for a protein of 262 amino acids. The record is from RefSeq and is a predicted model, not a curated record. NCBI's taxonomy places the organism in Eukaryota, Metazoa, Chordata, Actinopteri, Salmoniformes, Salmonidae. Gene Ontology annotation, biological process: lipid homeostasis.
GUUACAAUUAUCAAACUUCAGAUGAAUUAAUCCUCCAUAGCUGAUUUCAAAACAGGCAUUUCGGGGAAACAAAGACACAAAUGAAUAGUCAUUACAAAUAUAGCUUGUAUUUUAGGUACCAUAUUCUUUUAAAAUAUGUAAAGGCAGCUUUAUGAUUAGGCAAUUUAAAAUCCAUUCCGUUCACAUCAUUGGCUAUGUGAAAACAAUUAACGAGUGGUAAUGGCGAGCUUCUCUCCGCUGGUCCUGUCCAUCGCUGCCACCAGCUUUGUGACGUUCCAGUGUCUGUUCCAUUUUGUCAGUCCCUGUAUCUCUGCUCGGUUCUGUCCUGGGUACCGCCGCCUCAGCCCUAAACAAACCGUAGAGUGGAACUCCAGAACUGUGUCUACAUUUCACGCCUUGAUAGUGGGCCUUUUUUGUCUCUACAUAUUACUAUUUGAUGAUGCCGUCAAUGAAGACCCAGUCUGGGGAGAUCCGUCACUGGUGAAAAUAAAUGUGGCCAUAACCUGUGGCUACCUCCUAUCAGAUAUGCUGCUCAUAUGUUACUAUUGGCGGGCGAUAGGGGACAAGUUUUUUGUAAUCCACCACCUGGCAGCACUGUAUGCUUACUACUAUGUACUGAGCAUAGGAAUGUUGCCUUAUUUUGCUAACUUCCGUCUGGUCGCAGAGCUUUCCACUCCUUGUGUGAACCAGCGCUGGUUCUUUGAAGUGCUUGGUUACCCAAAGAAAUCAUUACCAAAUAUGGUCAACGGAAUUGCCAUGACGCUAUCCUUCUUCCUGGUGAGGAUAGCGGUCAUGCCAAUGUAUUACAGCCGGAUGUACGCCGUGUACGGGACAGAACCUUUCUACCGGGUGACUUUUGGUGGCCGUUGUGCAUGGAUGGGCCCCAGUUUCUGUCUAGACAUUAUGAACGUCAUGUGGAUGCAUAAAAUGGCCCGCGGCUGCAUUAGCGUCCUGCGCUCUCCCGGAAGGGUAAAAGUGGAAAAGCUACAGAAUGGGAAAGUGCACUGAGAGGUUGCACAAGGCUAUGGUGGAGUUAUUUUACUGUAUGUCUGGUUCAAAUGGUUCAUGGACAUUUUUGGAUCAAAUGGUUCAUGGACUGGAAAUGUCUUGAGACUCCCUAGGAUCCCAUGACCAGCCCGAGGUAAAUUGUGUACCACUAUAUUUAUUUGCCCAGAACACUGCCAAUUGAACAAGCUCUACAGUCCUCCAAAAUGAUGGGAGGGGACAUGGUAAAGGCCAUUGGAUUGCGUCUCCUCUUGGUCCUUACAGAUGGAGGAAGUGGAUGGAAACAAACAGACAAUACUCUAAAGCACAGGUCCUCUUUUCUGUUGGACCCUUUGAUUGUAAAUUGUAUGUAUGUCCACCCAAAGGUGUCUUGUGUGUAUUGCCACAAUUACAUGAACUGACAUGGAGGAGAAUGUUAAAGGAACUCGCAUAGUUUUGUAAUGUUUAUGAAGCCAUAUAGAUGGCUCUUGUACAAAUAUCAUGAGAUAUUGUACAAAAAUAAAAUCCUUACUUGAAAUCUGUGUUUUCACCAGCAUUAGGAUGUAAAAUAAGUAUAUUGUCAGGCUACUGAAGUCUAUGCUCAGGAGCCUGCUCAUGCAGUAGGCCUAGGAAAUACUAGUCAUGCACAUAAAGUAUCAGGGUAGAUUUAGACAAACCAUGUAUUGUAAUUUUAUCUCUAGAAGUGACCUUACUGAGUGUGAUUCAUGAUAACAGCAAUAAAAGUGCACUUAUGUCUAA